Molecule: messenger RNA, 1302 nt
Organism: Peronospora belbahrii
Lineage: Eukaryota; Oomycota; Peronosporomycetes; Peronosporales; Peronosporaceae
Source: the annotation of a GenBank genome assembly
AUGGACACACUUUGUCCUGUUCACGUUGAAGUGCGCUUAAAGCAAGAAAGUGUCGUCGACUAUGAGCAAAUAAGAGCAGGAGUUGACGAAUAUCUCGGAACAAUGUGUACAUUCUUUACAAAAGGCGUUGUAAUAUUACCUGAAACUCUCCAAUUGUCACGAUAUAUUGACAAUAUUGUCAUUACUGAGUUUGAUGGUGAUGUUGAGAAUGAGAAAAUUCCACAAGGAAAUGCUCAAUUGUUUAUUCACAUAUUUAAGCUCAGUGAUCAAGUUCCUGCGGAGGAAACUGCAGACGAUGAUGAGAGCGUGACAACAUGUCAACAGACAAUUCUUCCUGCCGCAAGUUUUGAUGGACUAUGGGAUUCACUUGUCUUUGACUCUUGUGUGAAGAAAAGUUUGCUGGAGUAUGCCAUGACGGCAAUGUUCUUUUCCGAUAUUAAGGUGAAUCCACAUAUCAUAUCGUGGAAUCGAGUGGUCUUACUGCAUGGACCACCGGGCACUGGGAAGACUAGUUUGUGCAAGUCACUGGCUCAGAAACUCAGCAUCCGACUAUCAUCUAGAUAUCCAUGCGCGGUUCUUUUAGAAAUCAAUGCACACAGCUUGUUCAGCAAGUGGUUUUCUGAGAGCGGAAAACUUGUCAUGAAACUUUUUCGGCAAAUUCAGGAACUGGUGGAAGACGAGGAAUCAUUCAUUUGCGUGAUGAUAGAUGAGGUGGAGUCACUGACAGCAGCUCGGAAAUCUGCGGUCAGCGGAUCGGAACCGUCCGACGCUAUUCGAGUGGUCAACGCAUUGUUGACGCAGCUAGAUUUGUUAAAGCGUCGCUCAAAUGUGUUGGUGCUCACGACAUCAAACAUUACUGAAGCCAUUGAUGUCGCCUUUGUUGACAGAGCAGAUAUCAAGCAGUACAUUGGACUUCCAUCGUGUCAUGCACGCUAUGAAAUUUUGCGUAGCUGUGUUGAAGAACUUCGACGUGUAAGUAUUCUUCAAUCGAGCACAAAAUCUCUACUCACAUAUCAAGAGAUCAUAAGAAGACGAUCGUUGAAAAAGCGGGUAGCAGACCAAAUGUCAGACCCAUUUGGUGCAGAAAACAGCAGUGAUGACCUAGAGCUAUCAAUGCGAUUGCUGCAAGCGGCAGAAAUGGCCGAAGGGUUCAGCGGCCGUGCAUUGCGCAAGCUGCCGUUCCAGACACACGCUUUUUUUGUCCAGACACGGACUACGCUAGGUGUUGCCGAAUUCAUUCACUACUUGAUGCAGACCAUCGAUCGCGAGAAGAAGCAAAAGCAGGAGUUAAAUUUGGGAUAG